Molecule: messenger RNA, 582 nt
Organism: Iphiclides podalirius (scarce swallowtail)
Lineage: Eukaryota; Metazoa; Arthropoda; Insecta; Lepidoptera; Papilionidae
Source: the annotation of a GenBank genome assembly
AUGAGUAGCCAUUUACCGCACGAUUACGGACCCAACACACUUGCGAUAGGAUAUCACAAUAAGUUCCAUUACGACCAGUGCACGUCUACUACGGACCUCCAUUAUUUCUACCCCAGCUUGCGGAAGCAACCCGAGAAAUGCACCGCCAGUGUGCAAAUCGACACGCCCGUUGGCAAUACCGUUUGCCAUUACGAAGUGGUAUGCGGCAGGCCGUGCUAUUGCACCGUGGCGAACGGGACCGACAAGAACGCAGUGUCCAAGACUGGUACGAGCCACGAACAGAUAUGCCGGUGCAUGUCCGUUGACAAUGUUCAGGGCCCGAAGGUCGAGUGCGAGUGUUCCUCUCGUCGCGCGACCUCAGACAAGAUGCCGCCUACGUGCAAAGAUCAGGCGAGCGGUCCACGCGAGUUAAUAAACAACCCAUCGACCAAUAGACAGAACCAAACGGAUCAGUCCGAUGGCACGAAGCGCCGUAAGGCGAAGCCGAGAAAACUAAGAGGCAAAAGAUCGCCGAUUAAGAUAAUUGGAGUGUGCGAAGGUGGCUGUUGCUGCAGCAGCUCCUAUACCACGGAGGGGGAGUUC